Merops nubicus (carmine bee-eater) is the source of this 626-nucleotide messenger RNA. RefSeq names its product CSC1-like protein 2. Gene Ontology annotation, molecular function: calcium-activated cation channel activity. The annotation marks the transcript as partial. Gene Ontology annotation, cellular component: plasma membrane. The record is from RefSeq and is a predicted model, not a curated record. Lineage: Eukaryota; Metazoa; Chordata; Aves; Coraciiformes; Meropidae. The transcript has 5 exons.
GCCUACGAGUUCCAGUUCGGGGCUGCUUACGCCUGGAUGAUGUGCGUCUUCACCGUGGUCAUGACGUACAGUAUCACCUGCCCCAUCAUCGUCCCCUUUGGGCUCAUGUACAUGCUGCUUAAGCACCUCGUGGACCGAUACAACUUGUAUUAUGCUUACCUACCUGCCAAGCUGGACAAGAAGAUCCAUUCAGGGGCUGUGAACCAGGUGGUGGCAGCCCCCAUCCUCUGCCUCUUCUGGCUUCUCUUCUUCUCCACCAUGCGCACAGGGUUCCUGGCCCCCACUUCCAUGUUCACCUUUGUGGUCCUUGUGAUCACCAUUGUGAUCUGCCUGUGUCACGUCUGCUUCGGGCACUUCAAAUACCUCAGCGCUCACAACUACAAGAUUGACCACACAGAGGUGGAUGCCAUAGAAAACAGGCAGAACGGGAGACCUGCCACCAGUCUGACAGCUCCCAAAUCAGCUAAGUACAUCGCCCAAGUGCUGCAGGACUCCUCGCCGGAGGGUGAAGCGACAGAGUCGGAGGAGCAGGGCUCGCAGGAUGAGGAGCUCAUCAAUGCCGACGGCAUGAAUGACACGGAUUUCCAGUCGUGUGAGGACAGCCUGAUAGAGAACGAGAUCCACCA